Leptonychotes weddellii (Weddell seal) is the source of this 1024-nucleotide messenger RNA. It is a transcript of the gene ISOC1, whose product is annotated as isochorismatase domain containing 1. The record is from RefSeq and is a predicted model, not a curated record. Lineage: Eukaryota; Metazoa; Chordata; Mammalia; Carnivora; Phocidae.
CUGGCCUCGGAGCUGGCAGACGUUCGGGGGAACAUGGCGGCGGCGGAGCUGGCUGUCCCGGCGCUCUCCAAUAGCGGCGGCGCGGGGGCGCCGUCGGGCACGGUCCCCGUGCUCUUCUGCUUCUCGGUCUUCGCGCGGCCCUCGUCCGUGCCGCACGGCGCGGGCUACGAGCUGCUCAUCCAGAAGUUCCUCAGCCUGUACGGCGACCAGAUCGACAUGCACCGCAAAUUCGUGGUGCAGCUCUUCGCCGAGGAGUGGGGCCAGUACGUGGACCUGCCCAAGGGCUUCGCGGUGAGCGAGCGCUGCAAAGUCCGCCUUGUGCCGCUUCAGAUCCAGCUCACCACCCUGGGAAAUCUUACACCUUCAAGCACUGUGUUUUUCUGCUGUGAUAUGCAGGAACGAUUCAGACCAGCCAUCAAAUAUUUCGGAGAUAUUAUUAGUGUGGGACAAAGAUUGUUACAAGGGGCCCGAAUGUUAGGAAUUCCAGUUAUUGUAACAGAACAGUACCCUAAAGGUCUUGGAAGCACCGUUCAAGAAAUUGAUCUAACAGGUGUAAAACUUGUCCUUCCAAAGACCAAGUUUUCAAUGGUAGUACCAGAAGUAGAAGCAGCGUUAGCCGAGAUUCCUGGAGUCCGGAGUGUUGUAUUAUUUGGAGUAGAAACUCAUGUGUGCAUCCAGCAAACAGCUCUGGAGCUUGUUGGCCGAGGUAUUGAGGUUCAUAUUGUUGCUGAUGCCACCUCAUCGAGAAGCAUGAUGGAUCGGAUGUUUGCUCUUGAGCGUCUUGCUCGAACCGGGAUCAUAGUGACCACGAGUGAGGCUGUUCUGCUACAGCUGGUGGCAGAUAAAGACCAUCCAAAAUUCAAGGAAAUUCAGAAUUUAAUUAAGGCGUGUGCUCCAGAGUCAGGCCUGCUUUCCAAAGUAUAAGGACAUUUGAAGGACUGGUAUGGUACUCACCAUCAGGUGACAGGACUGUAAGCCCACACUAGCUCUUGUCUCUACUAGAAUUAAAAUGUUAAAGUCAAAA